Molecule: messenger RNA, 966 nt
Organism: Funneliformis geosporum
Lineage: Eukaryota; Fungi; Glomeromycota; Glomeromycetes; Glomerales; Glomeraceae
Source: the annotation of a GenBank genome assembly
AUGGCGCGUAUCGAAACUAUUCAAGAACUUUAUAACGCGACUUUAUGGGAUUUCAAAGCGGAAGGCAAUGCUAAUAUAAUAUUAUCUUAUAAUGGCGAAAAUGAUAUUUUCUCAGCUGUAGUACUUCGUCUGCGAAAGGAUAACGAAAUUAAAUUUGACACAGCUGUUGAUCCUCAAUUCUUUACGACUUCUUACGUAAAUUUCGUUAUGGUGCCCUUGCUUGGUAGUAAAUACGUUGGUGAAUCGAUAUUGUUGGAAGUACGACCUGAAUUUCUUAAGGCGUUGUCUAGAGCAAUCCUUCCUAUGAGAUCCAAAAAACGAAUUCAAAAUGAUAUCGAUUUCAAGCAGCGUUAUGGUAUGUUAACAUCUAAUCAUACGAGGUUUUCAGUGAAUAUUAAUCCCACACUUUCCGUAGAGUUGAAGCCCAAAUGGGCUUUUUUGCCAUAUUCUUCGUUCAUAACUUGCGAAACUUCUGUAAAGCUCCAAUCAUGUCGUUUCUGCAUGCAUAAAUAUCUUAAUAGGAAUCCAACCAGAUAUUGUCCAUUGGAUUUAUUUUCUCUAGAAGAUAAAAGAGUGAGAAAGGCAAUAGAAUCGUUAUUAGAAGAUCCUGGAAAUAAUUUAAAGUUAUUUAUACAAGGAGUGCAAAUUGAAAUUGGAAAGGAGAAUUGGCAAACUCGAUUAUAUGAAUUUUUUGAGAUAGAUUGUCCUAUGUUGGAUGAUAAAAAACAAAAAAGCAAUCGUGUAGUUGACAUGCUUAUUUCAUUAUUGAUGCAAGCUAUCAUGAAAGAACAAGAUUUGUUUAUUAAGCUUAAGAGGUUGCAAAAAACUCUAGACGAAUUAGAUAUUGAAGGAAUCAAUCAACUCUUAUUAACUCAUCAUCCGAAAUUAUCCGAACCUUCAUUAGAAGAAUGGAAAUUGAUAGUAGCCGAAUAUAAGAAAAGAACGAAUGAUGCAAAUGGUUGGUAA